Xiphias gladius (swordfish) is the source of this 2857-nucleotide messenger RNA. RefSeq names its product ethanolamine kinase 2 (gene etnk2). Lineage: Eukaryota; Metazoa; Chordata; Actinopteri; Istiophoriformes; Xiphiidae. Gene Ontology annotation, biological process: phosphatidylethanolamine biosynthetic process. The transcript is spliced from 9 exons. Gene Ontology annotation, molecular function: ethanolamine kinase activity. Gene Ontology annotation, cellular component: cytoplasm. The record is from RefSeq and is a predicted model, not a curated record. Bases 1 to 1083 code for a protein of 360 amino acids.
AUGGAGACGCAGAUACAUGUGCCCCUCGGGUCGCCGGUAAUUAGAAAAAUCCCCAUUUUCGUGGACGAACACAACGUAACGGAGGGGGCGAUGAAGCUCAUUAAAGAGCUGAGACCGGCGUGGGACACCAGCCAUGUCAAGACCAAGCUCUUCACUGAUGGAACGACCAACAAGCUUGUGGGCUGCUAUGUGGAUGCCAGUCCAGAAGACGUAGUGCUGGUCCGAGUAUACGGAAACAAGACAGAGCUGAUUGUGGAUAGAGACAAUGAGCUCAAAAGCUUUCAGGUGCUACAUGCUAAUGGUUGUGCUCCCCGCCUCUACUGCACCUUUCAGAACGGCAUCUGCUAUGAGUUCAUGCAGGGGGAUGCUCUUGGGACGCAGGAUGUCAGGGAUCCUUCCUUACUCAGAUUGAUAGCCAGGGAGAUGGCUCGUAUUCAUGCCAUCCAUGCACACAAUGGCUGCAUCCCCAAACCUAACCUCUGGAUCAAGAUGCGAAAAUACUUCUCCCUUGUGGCCACAGAAUUCACUGAGCAAGCCUCCAACAUCAGGAUCCAGCAGGAGGUUCCCAGCAAGGCGUUGCUGGAGCAGGAGAUGGUAUGGAUGAAGGAGCACCUCUCCACACUGGGCUCCCCUGUGGUGCUCUGCCACAAUGACCUGCUCUGCAAGAACAUCAUCCACAACAGCAAAGAAGGUCACGUUCGGUUCAUAGACUAUGAAUACUCCAGCUACAACUACCAGGCCUUCGACAUUGGCAACCACUUCAACGAAUUUGCAGGUAUGACUGAGCUGGACUAUGGGCUGUACCCCAGUCGGGAGAUGCAAAUGGACUGGCUCAAAGUAUACCUGCAGGCAUACAAACUCUUCACCAAGAAAACAGAGGAGGUCAGCCCACGAGAGCUGGAGACACUCUAUGUACAGGUCAACAAGUUUGCUCUGGCUUCUCACUUCUUUUGGGGCUUCUGGGCACUCAUCCAGGCUAAAUACUCCUCCAUCGAUUUUGACUUCCUCGGGUACGCUGUGUUGCGUUUCAACCAGUACUUCAAGACCAAACCUGCAGUGAUGGCCCUGCAGAUUCCAGAAUGAGAGGAGACAGAGGAGGACAGGAGGAGGCGAGAAGACAGGCGGGAGGGUGUAACAGGUUUUAUGCUAGGACUUCCUGUAGGGUGGGAACUGUUCUCUAUGAGCCAGCUACUGAUGGACCACUCCUUGGUCUGACUGGUGUCCUUUUCUGCAACAAGCGCAGUUAGUCUUUUAUUCCUCCAAAUUUAGCUCCACAUCUGUCACAAGUCUAGCUCAAGAAUUAUAAAACUUCCAUGAGUUCUCUGUGUUCUUAAUUUAUCUCGAUAAACCUGACGUCUUGCUUUCCCUCUGCAGCUGAACCAGGCGUAGUGAGCACAGCCGUCUGAGUUUGGGGUAGAGUUCACUGACUUAAAACCUGCUUUACUGUCUGUCACACUGGCACCAAAAUGUUCCACAAAACUGGUAAUGAAGGUCAAAAGAGGGAUGAAACUGUUAAGGAGGGUUCGAUGCUGACAUUUACUGACAUAGUUUGUCCUGCUCUCUGUGCAUUGUAUCCUGGCUCAAUGCCAUGGCCUCAUUACAGUUAGAAACUGACUACAGAGGCAUUUUACCUGGGAUUCCUCACAUUUUGCAUGAGGUGUGUGGUGAGACCAUUCCUCCUUCUGUCUGAAGAUGUUUUAACAGUUUGAAUUCUAAUCUCUGAGAUCCUUCCUCUUAUUUCCCCAUUUUUGGUGCUAACUGUUCAUAGCUGUGGUAUUUCUGCACUGUACUUGGCAGAGAACACCUGUGUAUCAAACGCUGUGGGCGGCACUGUGUCAUCUUCUCUCCUCGGAUUGAUGUAGUUUGAGCUUCUGUUGGUUCCUUCUCUAGCUAUUCCAAGCAAACUGCUGCUGUUGCUGCUGCUGAAAUAUGAAACAUACUUUUCUGUGUGCUAGUGGACUUUUCCUCUGGAAGGACCUACCAAACACUGAGUGUGUGGAACAGCAAAUGGAAAAGCUUUUCAUGGACCUGCUGUAGGUUGAAUCACUAUUGUGUUAUAGCAAUCAGUGAUAGAGAGUAGCUAAAUGUGCAUUUAUUUAUUUAUGUGAAGACAUUGUAGAUUAUUUAACAUCUCAGGUCAACAACUCUUCAGUUUGGGUUGCUUUAGUAAGUGUUGGUUUGUGUUGAAAUGGGAAGUGGAACUGAAGGAGGAGGGGAGAUAGAUUAAAAACAAGGGGACCUGUGUAAAUGUCACUCUUAACUCUGUGCAUUUCUGUCCUGGAACCAUUUUUCCACCUUCUUGACUUUUAUGGUUACAGUGAACCGCUCUGUUAAACUUUCCAGACCUCUUGGAAAAUCUCCCCCGUCCACCCACCCAGCCGCCUCUAAUGCUUUCCUGUGUCUUCUCCCUUCUGUUACUAUCUUUGAUCUCCUCCCACCCCAGCUUUGUUUCAUCCCUCCCUUUCUCUGUGGAUAUUGAGGCAUUAGCACCUGUUCCACUGGCCAUUUUAGCGUCAGAGACUGCUCUCAACCCCACACUGUAAUUCAUUCCCAUUCAUGUCGCAGAUUCUGAGCCUAAUUUUGUUAGUUAGUUUUUUAAGUUAUAGCUAGGGUCAAAUUAAGUCUAGCUUUCACAAAGAGGCAGGAGUGGGUUAUCUUGGGCUACGUGUCCAUCAUGAGACCACCUCUUACUGGGAUGGAACCGCAUCUGACUCUUACUCCUCUGAAACUAAAUCCUCAUUCCACACUCAGCAUGAAUGCUAGAACCCUUAAAGGGGGACUACACUGAUUUUACACAUCAGUCUGUUCAUAGGUGUUAGGGCUUACUAUUGCCAAUGUAAAAAAAAAAAAAAAAAAA